AUGUCGGAGAAUUCAAAGUCGGAGAAAUUGACGUUUGGCAGGUUGAUUAAAGAGAUUUUUAAUUGGUAUCCGUCGUCUUAUCCGAGUGAGGAGAGAAAACUUCUGUUCAAACUCGAUGUUUCUAUUUUGAUAUUUGCUUGUCUAUGCUUCUUCGUCAAGUAUCUGGACCAAACAAACAUCACCAAUGCCUACGUCAGCGGCCUCAAAGAAGACCUCAACCUCAAUGGAAACCAGCUCAACUAUUUCAAUGUCUGCUACUACACCGCAUAUGUGGUAUUCCAGGUUCCUGGUCUACUCUUGCUGUCGCGGCCAAGUUUAGCACGAUGGCUUCUUCCCGGCCUUGAAGUUCUCUGGGGUAUUUGUACAUUCGCCCAGAGUCGGGUUGCUACUGUUGGUCAACUCUACGCCCUUCGCUUCUUGGUUGGAGCGUUGGAAGCGCCUGUUUUUGCGGGAACCCACUUUAUCUUGGGAUCAUGGUACUCUGGCCCCGAACUCUACAAACGAGCCGGAAUGUGGUUUGUCUGCAAUCCACUCGGCUCGAUGGUCAGCGGAUAUCUCCAAGCAGCUGCAUACACCAAUUUAUCGGGUGUGUCAGGGAUGCCUGGCUGGCGAUGGCUGUUUAUCAUUGACGGCAUCUUUACUCUUCCCGUUGCACUGAUUGGGUUUGUUGUCUUUCCUGGAAUACCAGACUCACCGAGACCGUUUUACCUGACUGAAAACGACAUCACAUUGGCCAAGGAGAGGGCAAGACGAGCGAAUAUCCGUCGACCAGGAAAGCUAGGAUUGGAUGUGUUCAAGCGGUCGUUGAAGAGGUGGCAUAUUUGGGUGUUCAUCACCUGCUAUGCCUUCAUGAUCAUCUCCGCCUAUCCGAGUAGUUAUAUGAGUCUGUGGCUCAAGGCAGAGGGAUACUCGGUGACGCAGGUCAACAAUCUCCCAACUGUUAUUUAUGCGAUUCAGAUUGUUGCUUCGUGGCUGGGAUCGACUCUUGCUGCGAUUUAUCCAGGGUGGAUUAUCUAUACCAUCGUGUCGAUCUGCUGUUUGUUUUCGACAUUGUGCAUGAUUGUUUGGAAUAUUCCUACUGCUCUCAAAUUCGUCGCCUGGUAUCUCUUCGGUCUCUCGGGAUGCCUGAGUCCAAUCUUAUACUCGACAGUCAACACCAUCGUCAAAGAUGACUCAGAAGAACGAGCACUGAUUCUAGGCUCCAUGAUGACAUUCGGCUACUCAUUCAACAUCUGGGUCCCCCUUCUCCUCUUCCCCACUGCCGGUCCAGAUGGUGCCCCCAGAUGGAGAAAGGGAUGGCCGGUGACGUUUGUAUUCUACUUUCUGCUUUGGGCCGGGUUUGUCGCUUCAAUUGUCAUUCACAGACGGUGA
Aspergillus wentii DTO 134E9 is the source of this 1371-nucleotide messenger RNA. RefSeq lists its product as uncharacterized. Gene Ontology annotation, molecular function: transmembrane transporter activity. The coding region runs from base 1 to 1371 and encodes 456 amino acids. Gene Ontology annotation, biological process: transmembrane transport. The record is from RefSeq and is a predicted model, not a curated record. The transcript is spliced from 9 exons. Lineage: Eukaryota; Fungi; Ascomycota; Eurotiomycetes; Eurotiales; Aspergillaceae. Gene Ontology annotation, cellular component: membrane.